AAGCGAACACAAACCAAAGCCGCCUGCCUCGGAUGUCGGCAACGAAAAUCAAAGUGCGACGGAGACCGUCCAUCAUGUAAAAUGUGUCUCGAAAGAAACUCCAAAUGCGAGUAUUCAGUCGAAGAAGGCAAGACCCAGCAACAAGCCACCAAAGAGCAACUACGAUCGUACAAGGAUGUAUUGUCGUUGCUGAGGAGUAGCUCGCCCAAGGAGAGCGAAGCUAUCUUGCAUAUCCUCAAGAACAUGGACCUCAACGCCGCCUGCAGGUUCAUC
Molecule: messenger RNA, 273 nt
Organism: Aureobasidium melanogenum CBS 110374
Lineage: Eukaryota; Fungi; Ascomycota; Dothideomycetes; Dothideales; Saccotheciaceae
Exons: 2
Biological process (GO): regulation of DNA-templated transcription
Molecular function (GO): DNA-binding transcription factor activity, RNA polymerase II-specific; zinc ion binding
Source: RefSeq, a predicted model, not a curated record